Messenger RNA from Penicillium cinerascens, 756 nucleotides. Its product is annotated as GNAT family N-acetyltransferase. The record is from RefSeq and is a predicted model, not a curated record. NCBI's taxonomy places the organism in Eukaryota, Fungi, Ascomycota, Eurotiomycetes, Eurotiales, Aspergillaceae. The transcript is spliced from 2 exons. Gene Ontology annotation, molecular function: acyltransferase activity, transferring groups other than amino-acyl groups. Bases 1 to 756 code for a protein of 251 amino acids.
AUGGCCGACUCACAAUUUGAGGUGAAAGUGAUUCCAACCAAAGAGGAGUAUGCUCGUCUGGUCGAAGUCCUAUGGGCUGCCAAUUUCAAUCCUUACAACCCCAUCUUUACCGCCGUCCACCCAAUCAGUGGCCACACCCCCGAAGACCGCGCUCGCGACAAAGCCCUUGACACCGAAGUCCGCUGGAACGCCAGCCAAAAGAGCCCAUUCUCCCAUUUAAUCUACGUCAUCGACAAAGCAACAGGCGAAGUAGCCGGUGGCUGUGAAUGGUUCAUUUUUCGCGAAAACCCGUUCCCCAACGGGCCGCAACCCAUAAAAUGCACCUGGUACCCGGAAGGCACGGAGCGUGCCGAGUACGCAGAGCGCAUGCUCUCACAGGCCUUUUUUCCACGGCAGUGUUGGUUUCAGCGCCCGCAUGCGGGUGUCAAUGCAAUGGGUGUUCACCCGAAUUAUCGCCGUCGUGGGGUCGGACGACUUCUCAUGGAGUGGGGUCAUGAGAGGAUCGAUCCCCUUGGCUAUGAGAGCUUUAUCGAAGGCAGUCCGAUUGGACGCUGGCUGUAUGAGGAAUACGGGUAUCGAAGAGUCAUGGGGCUUCAUAUUGAUUUUGAUGAGCCAAAUCCGAGUGAUGAGUGGUCCAGGCUAGUGCAUGAGUGUAAGCCGCCGGGAAUUUUGCUGCUUUGGAGGCCGCCGCGAGGGGAAUGGACGGAGAAGGUGCCCCCCGGUCCAUGGGCUGUUACUGAUCUGACCUUCAAGUAG